Oncorhynchus kisutch (coho salmon) is the source of this 2829-nucleotide messenger RNA. RefSeq names its product olfactory receptor 10G4-like. Gene Ontology annotation, cellular component: membrane. Gene Ontology annotation, molecular function: G protein-coupled receptor activity; olfactory receptor activity. The transcript has a single exon. NCBI's taxonomy places the organism in Eukaryota, Metazoa, Chordata, Actinopteri, Salmoniformes, Salmonidae. The coding region runs from base 158 to 1129 and encodes 323 amino acids. The record is from RefSeq and is a predicted model, not a curated record. Gene Ontology annotation, biological process: G protein-coupled receptor signaling pathway.
AGCCUAGGGGUUGUAGAGUUCUGUCUACUCAGCUAGUUUCAAUAGAGGGAUUUGAUCGUGCUACUUGUGUCACCACUUGUUAGUGUCUUAGUUUAACUAUAGAGUUGUUGUGUUUAUAUAUCAUCUUUAUGUCUGUGUAGGCUGAUGCUUGUGUAGGAUGUCUUCAGUGAAUUUCACUGGGAAGAAUGUGGAGGAGUUUACCAUCACAGGCUUCGACCACCUCUCUCACCAGAAGCUCCUGGGCUUCCUCAUCUUCAUCACCUAUUUCCUUGUGCUUCUGGGAAGCGGCACCAACAUCUGCAUCAUUUUGACGGACAGACGGCUGCACACGCCCAUGUACCUCCUCAUCUGUAACCUGGCCGUGGUGGACAUCAUGUUCACCUCCAGCACCAGCACCACCAUGAUCUCUGUCCUGCUGGGCGAGGUCAAAACCAUCUCCUACUACUCCUGCAUAUCACGAAUGUACAUCUACCACCUGGGUGACAUCACAGGGUGUCUGGCCCUGUCCGUGAUGGCUUUGGACCGAACCAUCGCUAUCAGCAACCCUCUUAGGUACCACAGCAUCCUGACUAACGCACGAAUAUUUGUGUUAAUCAUAGCUUCCUGGUUCAUAGGUAUAAUAUGCUUAGGAAUUGCUCUUGCUUGGGCAGACUUUGACAACCUUCCAUACUGCCAGCCAAUCAUUAGGUACGUCUUUUGUGAUUACCCAGCUUUAAUCAGGGCUGCCUGUGUCAACCCUGAACCUUACUUCCUGAUUCCCACCAUUCUGGCUCUAUGGCUCCUCGCGGGCCAGUUUCCCUUAAUUAUACUGUCAUACGUUAAAAUCAUCUACACACUCCUGAGACUGCCAAACAGUGAGAGCAGAGCACAGGGGUUUAAUACCUGUAUUUGUCACAUUAUUGUGGUGUCCUGUUACUACGCUCCCAAGUUAGUCUCUGUGUUGUUGACGAGGAUAGGGGUGAGGCUGAAUCUGACGGAGCGUAAUGCUUUAAUGAUUAUAGCUACGCUGUUACCUUCUCUGAUCAAUCCUACAGUCUACUGUCUGAAGACCAAAGAGAUUAGAAAGAGAUUGGUUCAGAUACUGUCUCUGAAAAAAAGAACUGUAUCAAUAAAAUGUCAAAAAGGGUGAGUUAUUUAUUUGUUAUUAUAUAUUUUGACAUAAUCAAAUACAGAUGUGACUUGAAUGACAUGUUUUAUCAAAUCUCAAAUGUAAAAUGAAUGUAUAGAGUCGGGUAUGAAGAGGUAUGAACCCUCACUAACAUAUAUAAAAGUCUUCUUUUAAAUAUCAACAAAUUUAAAAAACCAACGGUUAAAAUGUUGACACACAAUACUAGUUAUCGCAUGGUUUGAUAAUUGUGCAUGAAAUCAAUUUAAUUUUAAGGGAUAUUAAUUAUUGAAAGGUAAAUUAGGGAGUCCCUACAUUUGUCCUGUUUCACACAGUGUGUAACUUGUACAGUGUUUGGUGAAAUAGAAAUGUGCUUUAAGCAUAUCCCACUCCCCCCUGGGACAGAUUGGGGUCACGGCAUGGGAUCAUUAUGGUCGGUCAAACAUAUCAAAUCAGUGUUUAUUGGUCGUGUUUAGCAGACGCUACUGUUUAGCAGAUGAACAAUGCCUGCCCUUCAGGACAUCUACAGUACCCGGUGUCACAGGAUGGCCAAGAAGAUCAUCAAAGACCUCAGCCACCCGAGUCACGGCCUGUUCACCCUGUUACCAUCUAGCAGGCGGAGACAAUGCAGGUGUAUCAAAGCUGGAACAGAGAGAAUGAAAAACAGCUUCCAUCUCCAUUCCAUCAGACUGUUAAACAGUCAUCACAAGCCUACCGCCCCUCAGUACCCUGCCCUGCACCUUAAAACACUGUCACUAGCUGGCCUCCGUCCAGUACCCUGCCCUGCACCUUAGACACUGUCCCUAGCUGGCCUCCGCCCAGUACCCUGCCCUGCGCCUUAGACACUGUCACUAGCUGGCCUCCGCCCAGUACCCUGCCCUGCCCCUUAGACACUGUCCCUAACUGGCCUCCGCCCAGUACCCUGCCCUGCACCUUAGACACUGUCACUAGCAGGCUAACACCAGUACCCUGCACCUUAGACACUAUCACUAGCAGAAGAACACCAGUACCCUGCCCUGCACCUUAGACACUGUCACUAGCAGGCUAACACCAGUACCCUGCAUCUUAGACACUGUCACUAGCAGGCUAACACCAGUACCCUGCACCUUAGACACUGUCACUAGCAGGCUAACACCAGUACCCUGCACCUUAGACACUGUCACUAGCAGGCUAACCAGUACCCUGCUCUGAACUUUUAUCUGUAAAAAACAAGAAAAUUGUGCUGUCUAGUGUGCUCAAUAUAAGGAAUGUGCAAUGAUUUAUACUUUUACUUUAAAUACUUAAGUGUAUUUAAAACCAAAUACUUUUAGACUUUUACUCAAGUAGUAUUUUACUGGGUGACUUUCACUUUUACUUGGGGUAAUUGUUAUUAAUUGUUAUACAUUUACUCAAGUCUAACAAUUGAGUACUUUUCCACCAUACAGUCUAUGUACCCCAUUAUAUAUGCAUAAAGUACUAGUCAAACGUUUGGACACACCUACUCAUUAACAAGGCACACCUGUUAAUUGAAAUUAAUUCCUCAUGAAGCUGGUUGAGUGAAUGCCAUGACAAAGCUGUCAUAAAGGCAAAGGGAGGCUACUUUGAAGAAUCUAAAAAAUGAAAUAUAUUUUGAUUUGUUUAACAAUUUUGGUUACUACAAGAUUUCAUAUGUGUUAUUUCAUAGUUUGAAAUGUCUUCACUAUUAUUCUACAAUGUAGAAAAUAGUAAUAAAAUAAAGAAAACCC